Messenger RNA from Rotaria sordida, 708 nucleotides. NCBI's taxonomy places the organism in Eukaryota, Metazoa, Rotifera, Eurotatoria, Philodinida, Philodinidae. The record is from the annotation of a GenBank genome assembly.
AUGAAAGAUUAUCCAAAAGCACUUGAGAAUUUCGAAAAAUGUCUCUCAAUAUGGCAAAAAGCCUUACCUGAAAAUCAUCCGGAUAUAGCUUUUGCAUUUAGUAAUAUUGGUGAUGUUCAUCGAUUAAUGGGUAAUUAUGAAAAGGCACUUGCAUUUCAUCAAAAAGCAUUAAAUAUUCAAGAGAAUGUUCAAUGUGAUCCUACGGACUGUGCAACGACAUAUAUAAAUUUAGGUGAAACUUAUUGUGAAAUGAAAGAUUAUUCAAAAGCAUUGACAUAUUUCGAAAAAGGAUUAGAAAUACGUGAAAAGAAAUUACCAAAAAAUCAUCCUGAUUUAGCUGUUGUAUAUCAUAAUAUGGCAAAAUUAUAUUUGGCUACACGAAAAUAUAGUAUGGCAAUGAAAAAUAUUCAACAAACAGUUGAAAUAGCUCAAGAAAAAUUAUCUUCAACUCAUCCUCAUCUUUUGGAAUAUAAAGAAACAUUUGAAAAAGUUCGAAUGAAAAUAACUCGACAACAAGAUUUCUAUGACCAAUAUUCACAUUAUUGGCAUGAAAAUAAUUCAAAUUCAUAUGAUAUUUAUGGUUCAACACUGGUGGAAAUUCCUCAAUUUCAACAUCCAUCUCAUACACUUUUACAACAAAAUGGUUUUACUCAACAAGUUUAUCUUAAAUAUAAACAAGAAUGUCUUGAUGAUAAAAAAAAACGUUGA